Molecule: messenger RNA, 2507 nt
Organism: Sinocyclocheilus anshuiensis
Lineage: Eukaryota; Metazoa; Chordata; Actinopteri; Cypriniformes; Cyprinidae
Product: nocturnin-like
Exons: 3
Coding region: 232-1371 (379 amino acids)
Biological process (GO): circadian rhythm
Molecular function (GO): poly(A)-specific ribonuclease activity
Source: RefSeq, a predicted model, not a curated record
UGGUGACAUGGUUGCUUUAUGUACCCUUGGACACCCUUCUGACCUGUGUACUCGGCGCGUGUGUGUGUGCGUCCAUAUGGUCUCCUGACGUCUCAAGUCUGUAAUCUCAUUCUGUCAGAAGCAGUUUAACACACGCAGCCAGUUGUGCAUUUCUGCUGAGCAUCGCUCACACAACCUUACAACAAACACACACACUGCUGUAAUACAGACUUGAAAUCCAGACCUGAAAUCAUGGAGGUUGUUGCAUGUUCCAUGGGCAGCAGCACUAGCAGUCUCUACAGUGCCCUGGCUAAGACCUUCAGCAGACCUGCUCUCCCUCACCCGUGUGACUCCACUUACAAUCCAGGUAACGAUCUGGAUCAAGACCCAGCGGACCCUUUGGAGCUGCUGCGGGAAUGUAGAGAGGUUUUGAGAAACCGGCCAGCCCAGCUGCAGAGAGCUUUCGUUCAGACCGGGCAUGGAGACGCCAGGCAGACGAUCAGAGUUAUGCAGUGGAAUGUACUUGCACAAGCAUUAGGUGAAGGCAUGGACAGUUUUGUGCAGUGCCCCAUGGAUGCUCUGAACUGGGCUGAAAGGAAGUAUCUGAUCCUGCAGGAGAUCCUAAGCUACAGACCUGACAUCAUUUGCCUACAGGAAGUUGAUCACUACUUUGACAUGUUUCAGCCUGUCCUGGCAAGUUUGGGCUACCAGAGCAGUUUCUGCCCCAAACCGUGGUCUCCAUGUCUGGAUGUGGAGAACAACAACGGCCCAGACGGUUGUGCUCUGUUCUUCAAUCACAAAUGCUUCCAGUCACUAAACACAACACACUUACGACUGUCCGCCAUGAUGUUGAAGACCAAUCAGGUGGCGAUCAUCACCGCUCUACGCUGCCGAGCAACAGAACGUGCGUUUUGUGUCGCGGUGACGCACCUGAAGGCACGGAGUGGUUGGGAGGUCCUACGCAGCGCGCAGGGCUCGGAUCUGCUACGGAGCCUACGAAACGUUGCACAGAGCAUCGAGACCGAAGAAAAUACAGAUACCGACGUUCCUCUGAUCGUAUGUGGCGAUUUUAAUGCCGAGUCGUCAGAAGACGUCUAUAGGAAUUUCGCAACAUCUAGUCUGGGAUUGGACAGUGCGUAUAAGCAUUUGAGUGCAGAUGGGAAAACCGAGCCUCCUUACACAACGUGGAAGAUCCGGCCCAGUGGCGAGAGCUGCCACACGCUGGAUUACGUGUGGUAUUCGCACAGAGCGUUUGAUGUUAAUGCAGUUCUGGACUUUCCUACAGCCGAACAAAUUGGACCCAAUAGGCUUCCUUCCUAUAACUACCCUUCAGAUCACCUCUCCCUCGUCUGUGACUUCAGCUUCAAGGAUCCGGCGCUUGUUUCCCAGUAAUUACGGACGUGCUAGUUAUUUUGCAGUCGAGACUUGUGUUGGCACAGCGUUUCUAAAUAUUUUGCAUUGUUCAUGACUAAUUAACGAUUCAGUCAGUAUAUUCCGAAAGGGACACAAAAACGAAAAUGCUGUCUUCAUUUGCUCACGUUUCGCUUUCUUUAGAUUUAUUUUCAUUUUCAAAGACUACAGCACAAUAAAACCUUCACGAAGCAUAAAAAUCACUGUCAAAGUGGUCUGUACAGUACAAAGUAAGUUUGUUCAUACAAUACGAUAGCUUUGUGUGAAAUCUUCUAUUCCAUUUUUGCUCAAACUGCAAUCAAAAGUGUUGCCUCAAGACUUGUCAUAUCAGGUUUGACAUUAAUAGAGACUUUAAGAGCUGCAAGAAGUAACUUAAAUAUCAGUCUGUUGCUCACACAAAGUUAUGGCAUGGCUUCAGAAAUAUAAUCAUACUAGAGCUGCACGAUUAAUCGUUAAAAGAUCGCGAUCUCGAUUCAAACACCCACGCAAUCCCAUUUUUAAAUGACAGCAAUUCACCCGUAUCUAUUAAACCUUUGAAAUAAUCAUACUGGAUCAUUCAAAUCUGUGUGAUUUAAAUCUUGACUGCAGAGCAAUAAUAUUUUGUCAUACAUUAUUUUGUUUAGUUCAGAAUCGUGGGAGGAUCGUGAACUAUUUGAGACUAAAAAAAAAAAAUCGUGGUUCUCAGUUGAUCCAGAAUCUUGCAGCUCUAAAUCAUACUAUAGUCAUGUGGACUAUUUCUGUGGAGCUCACCAGUGUAAAAUUGUUGUUUUAUGGAAAAGAGCAGCUUGGACAUUAGCUAAAAUAUCUCCUUUUGUGUUCCACAGAGGAAAGUAAGUCAUAAAGGUUUGGAAAGACAUAAGGGUGAGUAAAUGAUAGCACAAUAUUCAGUUUUGUGUGAUAUUAUUCCUUUAAGCUCUUACUAUGUUCCUGACUUUGAGAAUGUCGGUUUAAAAGCAAAAUGUUUCAUUUAUUUUAUUCCUAAUAUAUGACUAAAAAAAAAAUCACGCUGGAAAUAUUUUUUGGUCUUAUUGUUGGCAAUGUCAUGACAGUGUGCACAAAUAAAACUGUUGCAUUGUGGUAUUUCAUAUUGACGAAAAUAAAGUAUGUUUGGGAGGGUA